ACAUGAGGCUGAGCUGCUGGAUGAAGAGCUCAACAUCUUCAUCAUGGCCAGAAACACUUCUCUGUACUUUCGCAUCGUCGAGGGGAAAAACCUGCCUGCUAAAGACGUUUCUGGAACCAGUGAUCCGUAUUGCAUCGUUAAAGUUGACAAUGAGGUCGUGGCCAGAACUGCGACCGUCUGGAAAAACUUGAAUCCAUUCUGGGGUGAAGAAUACACUCUUCAUCUGCCAAUGGGCUUCCAUACGCUCACCUUUUACGUGAUGGACGAGGACACGAUUGGUCAUGAUGAUGUCAUCGGUAAGAUCUCUCUGAGUAAAGAUGUGAUCGCAGCGCAGCACAAAGGUCUAGAUAACUGGAUAAAUCUGACCCGUGUGGAUCCCGAUGAGGAGGUUCAGGGUGAGAUUCAUUUGGCUCUGGAGCUGCAGAGAGAACAGCACAGAUCCUGCCUGAGCUGCCACAUCAUCGAGGCUCGUGAUUUGGCUCCGCGUGAUAUUACCGGCACGUCUGAUCCCUUCACCAGAAUCAUCUACAACAACCUCAGCGCUGAGACAUCGAUCAUAAAGAAGACACGGUUCCCUCACUGGGACGAGACUCUGGAGCUCUGUCUGGAUGAAGCUGAUGAAGAUGAGGGAGGAAUGGUCACGGUGGAGGUCUGGGACUGGGAUAUGGUUGGGAAGAACGACUUUUUGGGGAAGGUGGAGAUACCUCUGUCAUGUCUGCUCAGAUCUCCUGUCCUGCAGGGUUGGUUUCGACUGAUGCCGCUGGGAAACACAGAGGACAAUGCCGGAGGUAAACUGGGUGCUCUGCGCCUGAAGGUGCGUUUGGUGGAGGAGAGGAUUCUUCCAUCGGUUUAUUAUCAGCCUCUGAUGGAUCUGCUGGUGGAGGCCGUCAUUUCUCCAUCUGAGGUGGAUGAGGCGACGCCGCUGACGCUGUUGGAGGAAGUGACGACGGUGGACAGCCGGCAGGACGUUGCCAUGACGCUGGUCAAACUGUACCUGGGUCAGGGGCUGGUGGUGCCAUUCCUGGACUACCUGAACACCAGAGAAGUCCACAGCACCACAGAUCCAAACACUCUCUUCCGCUCAAACUCACUGGCCUCCAAAGCCAUGGAGCAGUUCAUGAAGGCUGUGGGGAUGCUGUAUCUGCAUGAGGUUCUGAAGCCCAUCAUCAAUCGCAUCUUUGAGGAGAGGAAAUACGUGGAGCUGGAUCCCUGCAAGAUCGACCUGAACAGAUGCAGGCGUAUCUCCUUUAAAGGCUCGGCGUCGGAGGCGGAGGUGCGGGAGAGCAGCGUUUCUGUCCUGCAGGCGUAUCUGAGCAGCAUCAUGGAGGCCAUCGUGAGCUCCGUGUCCCAGUGUCCUCCUGUGAUGAGGGUGGUCUUCAAACAACUGCAUAAACGAGUGGAGGAGCAGUUUCCAGAGCCGGAGAACGAGGAUGUGAAGUAUUUGGCCAUCAGUGGGUUCUUCUUCCUGCGUCUGUUUGCUCCUGCGAUUCUCACACCCAAACUCUUCCAGCUGAGGGAUCAUCAUGCAGACACACGCACCAGCCGGACACUAUUGCUGCUCGCUAAGGCUCUACAGAGUGUGGGUAAUCUGGGUCUUCAGCUGGGUCAUGGGAAGGAGCAGUGGAUGACCCCUCUGCAUCCCAUCAUCCUCUGCAGCGUGGCGUCUGUCAGAGACUUUCUGGACAAGCUCAUAGACAUCGAUCACGAUAACGUGUGUGAAUCUCGUCAGCGUGCUGUGUUUCUGCCGUCGGUCAUCAUGAAGGAAGGUUUCCUGCAGAAACACAAGGCUGAAGGUCCUCAGUUGCUCAAACGCUUCACUUUUAAGAAACGCUAUUUCUGGCUGAGCUCAGAGUCGCUGUCUUACGCCAAGAGCCCUGACUGGCAGGUCCGCUCCACCAUCCCCAUUGCGCAUGUGUGUGCGGUGGAGCGUGUGGAUGAAAAUGCCUUUCAGCUGCAGAACGUCAUGCAGGUCAUUACACAGGACACUGAUGGACAACUACACACCACAUACCUGCAGUGCAAGAAUGUGAAUGAGCUGAAUCAGUGGUUGUCUGCCAUCAGGAAGGUCAGCAUUUAUAAUGAACACAUGCUGCCAUCAUUUCACCCUGGAGCUCAUCCAGGAAACAAGUGGACCUGCUGCCUGCAGCCCGACCGCACAGCUUCGGGCUGCAGUCGCACUCAUUCUGCCGUAACUCUGGGCGACUGGAGCGACCCGUUAGAUCCUGACGCUGAAGCUCAGAUCAUUUAUAAAGAGCUGCUGCAGGGCCGAGACAAACUCAGGGAGCAGUACCUGGAGACACAGGAAGUGGAGUCAGCAGAACAUGAAGUGGGUCAGCCUUCAUCAGUGUGUGUUCAGGCUCGGUGCGAGCGCUCUCGUGUCCUCGCCGCUCGUCUGCUGGAUGUCGUGCUGGAUUUAGAGCGAACGCAUUCGACCUUCCAGAGCCGAGAAGCAGACGAGAGCAAAAAUCAGUUCAUCCUCAGCACACACACAUGAUGGAGAAUCUACACACAUACAUGACGGCCAAUCUACAGCACAGACUCUGCUGUACUAUUAUGCAACGUUUCUGAGUCAAACUCCGCGCACUGAUGA
This is a messenger RNA of Danio aesculapii, 2590 nucleotides long. RefSeq names its product rasGAP-activating-like protein 1 (gene rasal1a). Bases 44 to 2494 code for a protein of 816 amino acids. The record is from RefSeq and is a predicted model, not a curated record. Lineage: Eukaryota; Metazoa; Chordata; Actinopteri; Cypriniformes; Danionidae. Gene Ontology annotation, biological process: regulation of GTPase activity; intracellular signal transduction; cellular response to calcium ion. Gene Ontology annotation, molecular function: GTPase activator activity. The transcript has 21 exons.